Molecule: messenger RNA, 2102 nt
Organism: Culex quinquefasciatus (southern house mosquito)
Lineage: Eukaryota; Metazoa; Arthropoda; Insecta; Diptera; Culicidae
Gene: Scamp
Product: secretory carrier-associated membrane protein 2
Exons: 7
Coding region: 481-1560 (359 amino acids)
Biological process (GO): protein transport
Cellular component (GO): recycling endosome membrane; trans-Golgi network membrane
Source: RefSeq, a predicted model, not a curated record
GAGAAAAGUCACACACACUCAGAAAAAGUCAUGUCGUCGAAGCGAUCGGAGUGAAAAUUUUUCGGUGUCGCCGUCUGCGCUGGAAUCUGGAAGCAAUUUUCGGCCCCCAAACGUUCGCGCCGUGCGGCAACAGCAGUCGGAACGCGUAACCGGACCGCGGAUCGUUUGUCGGAGGGUGGGCGUGUGGCCAUCGGACGUGUACUGACGGCACGGGAAGCAGGUGAAAAGUGUCGCAGGUUCCUUUGCCAGAAGGGUGGAGAAAAAAAGUGGGCAAAAGUGAAAAGUGACAGCUCGCGAAGGCGAAGAAAAGUCAGAAAGAAACAAGUCAGCAAAGUCAUCAUCCAGAAAGGUUUCUUGGUCGCGACUCGGAAGCGGGCUGAUAACGGUGCCGCCGGAGGAGGACGAUUCGUGUCAAAUCGUCGAGUUUUGAGAGAAGCACCCAAACAGCGGUAUCAGUAGCGCUAGCAGGAGAAGCAGAUAAUGUCCGGGUUCGAUGAUAAUCCGUUCGGCGAGCCGAUCGUGGACAACCCGUUUGCGGACCCCUCGAUCCAGGCCGUGCGAAACAACUCGGCGAACGCCCAACAGACGCUGGACGACUACGACCCGUUCUCGAGCGAAUCGACCAACGCCCGAAGCAACCAGCCCCAGCAGCCGGCCACCCUGCAGCCCUCGUCCCAGACGGUUCCGGCGUACAGCCAGAGCGGGGCCCAGUACAGCAGCAAUGCGUCCGUGCCGGGAGCGGGUCCCAGCCCGGCCGCGAUGACACAGAUCUCCACCGCCGAGCUGCAGGAGUUACGGCGGCGCCAAGACGAGCUGGAGAAGAAAGCGCAGGAGCUGGAACGCCGCGAGGCGGAGCUGAUGAACAGUGCCAACGCUAGCCGGCCGAACAACUGGCCCCCGCUGCCCUCGUUCUGUCCGGUGCAGCCCUGUUUCUACCACGACAUCAACAUCGACAUCCCGACCGAGUUCCAGAAGAUUGUGCAGAACCUGUACUACCUGUGGAUGUUCUACGCGCUCGUCAUGGUCGUCAACAUCCUCGGCGGCUUGGUGAUACUGUUCCACUCCGGGGACUUUCGCACCUUUGGGCUGGGCAUGUUUUACGCGAUCCUGUUCACGCCGGCCUCGUUCCUGUGCUGGUACCGCCCGGCGUACAAGGCGUUCAAGAACGACUCGAGCUUCAACUUUAUGAUGUUCUUCUUCAUUUUCUUCUUUCAAACGCUGGUGACGAUCGUGCAGACGAUCGGCUUUCCCGGCUCGGGCACGUGUGGCAUUAUUAUGGCCAUUACGCAGUUUGGCGGUGGUGGAAUCGGCAUCCUGGUGGGCAUCUUUGUGCUCGCGAUUGCGUUCGGGUACGGGGCGUGCGCCGCCGGGAACAUCUUUAUGCUGAGCAAGAUCCACGCCAUCUACCGCAGCGGCACCGAGACGAACCGCAUCACGAUGGACAAGGCCCGCCAGGAGUUCCAGUCGGGCUUCUUCGGCAACCAGAUCGUGCGGGACGCGGCGGCCGGCGCCGCACGGGCCACCGUCCAGUCGCAGUUCAACCAGAACAGCGCGUAUUGAUAAGUCCGAAAAUGCACUCACUCUACCAACUACUACGACUUAUUCGUCCGGCCCGGUGCGCGCGCGUCCGCGAGUCCCGGUAGGUAAUUCUAUUCCCGUGAAAAUUUGAACAAAAAAUAUUACAUGAAUAUGAGAAAAUAUAUGGUAUUUUGUAUGUGUUGAAGAUUCUUGUGAACAUUUUAAAAAGGAAAGACUAAAAUAAUAUUCAGAUUAAAAUAAAUUAUUUGCAGAACAAAAACAAGUUUGAAAAUUGUCCGUUGAAUUUCACAGAAGAACAUUACAGGAAAAUGAGCCGCAAAUUUUGCUCACACUAAAAUAGAAACAGUUUAGAAUAACCGAAAGUUAAAAAACAGCAAACGCUUGUUUUUUCCUACUUGCAGCAGUGCUUGUGUCGCAGUUAUUCCAGUUUCUUUCAACUCUAUUAGUGUUAGGGAAAAUGUGUAACGAACUCAAUUCAAGGUGUAGUUUUUGUAUCCACAGUAACUCAGAUGUAUUUGCCUAAAUACAGUAUGUAGCAAUAAAGACAUAAUUGUACAGAAAAA